Molecule: messenger RNA, 462 nt
Organism: Strongylus vulgaris
Lineage: Eukaryota; Metazoa; Nematoda; Chromadorea; Rhabditida; Strongylidae
Source: the annotation of a GenBank genome assembly
CUACGAGAUGAAGAUUAUGCCGAUUUCGACAGUGAUGAUGAAAGCACAGCCAUUUAUGAAGUACCUUUGAAUGAAGAUGAAGACAGAAAAAAUGAGACUAACAGCUCUUCCGCCAAACUCACCUCAUCUUCAAGUGAGCGUAGUCUUUUUAAGGGAAUCAAGAAGAAGCUUGAGCUUACGCUUCGAGGUCGAAGCGAAGAUACUCCAUCGAAGACGAAAUCAGCAGGUAGUUCUGAAGAAAUGGUUACUAAUGGAGUAACGUGCAAGGAAUGCGCACGGAAAGAUGCAGAGUUGAAGCGAAUGCAGAGUGAAAUCGAAGGUUUGAAGAGAGAGGUAGAACAGCUGAGUUUUGAAUCCACGGAGUUAGGCACAAAUCUUGCUGAUGCAGAAACAACGGUCUAUGAGAAGGAUGAAGCCAUCAAAAGUGUAAGUAUAAUAACGACAAGAAAUUACUGUUGGUGA